AUGGCAGACAGACCAGACGCCGAGUUCUUGCGCCUCGCCAUCAAGCUCGCCGAGGAGUCCCUCCUCGCCGGCGACGCCCCCUUCGGCUCCGUCCUCGUCUCCUCGUCAGGCCAGAUCCUGCACCAAGACCGCAACCGCACCGUGACAGGCCGACACGGUGACGGCAAGCCCGACUCGACAUACCAUCCCGAGAUUGAGCUCGCGCGCUGGGCGCAGCAGAACCUCGGCGCCGACGAGCGCGCCGCCUCCGUCGUCUACACCUCGGGCGAGCACUGCGCCAUGUGCACCCUGGCCCACGCCUACUGCGGCCUCGGCAAGAUCGUCUUCGUCUCGUCGACCAACCAGUACAGGGCCUGGCUGGCCGAGUUUGGUGCCCCGACGCCCCAGGUCGCGAAUCUUGGCAUCGCUGAUGUCGCGCCGCGCAUUCCCAUAGAGGGGCCGAUUGAUGGGCUGGUUGACGAGGUGAAGGAGUUGCAGCGUCGGCAUUGGCUGGCGAGAAGCGGACAGUAG
Messenger RNA from Verticillium dahliae VdLs.17, 510 nucleotides. Its product is annotated as CMP/dCMP deaminase. Gene Ontology annotation, molecular function: catalytic activity. The record is from RefSeq and is a predicted model, not a curated record. NCBI's taxonomy places the organism in Eukaryota, Fungi, Ascomycota, Sordariomycetes, Glomerellales, Plectosphaerellaceae. The coding region runs from base 1 to 510 and encodes 169 amino acids. The transcript has a single exon.